Molecule: messenger RNA, 864 nt
Organism: Adineta steineri
Lineage: Eukaryota; Metazoa; Rotifera; Eurotatoria; Adinetida; Adinetidae
Source: the annotation of a GenBank genome assembly
AUGCAUUUAAUUACAAAAGAUAAAGUUUGUGCAAUUGUUGGUGACAACGGCAGUGAUGUCAAGAAAGCUUUAAAUGAAUUAAUUCCCGGUAAACGAUUUUCUUGUACAGCUCAUCUACUUAAUUUAGUAGUGAAAGUUGGUUUAGGAUUAUGGGACAAACCAAAGAAAAAAAAAAGUACUCAACAACUACAUACAACAAGUGAAGUAGUUAAUCGUAAUCGCGAAGACGAUGAAUUAUCAUCAGAUUCUGAUUAUGUUGACAUACCUGAUGAAUUAGAAGAUGAAGAGUAUAAUGAAGAUGCACAAACAAAUGGUUAUUUAUCUGGCAGUGAUGAUGGAUCGUAUGAUACCGGUAAUUAUGUUAAUGAAGAUGAAGACAAUGGUGAAUCAGAUAACAACACUGAUAAUGAAGAACAAAAUGAUAAUGAUGAUCAAUUAAUAGAUUUACAAAAUAUUCGUGCACAAACUCGACGACUGGUUGAUCGAAUACGUGAUUGCAUCAGCAACAUUAAUUCUACACGUGCUAUUAUUGAUUAUGUUCAACGGCAAGAAAAACUUCAUGAUCCACAAAUAACAUCUGCACUUGUAACUGAUAUAGAAAUUCGAUGGAACACAACCUUUACAAUGUUACAUCGAUUUAUAGGUCAUCAAUCAAUCAUCGAUGAUAUCAACAGAAGACCAUUCAAAAUUCCAGACAUUAGUCAUAAUCAACAAACAAAACUUGGUUCAAAGAAGUUUGAAUUUACCAAUGGCGAUUGGAGUAACAUAAAAAAUCUUUGUUCUGUACUGUGUCCAUUUUUCAGUGCGACAACUGUUACUUCAGGAAAAAAAUAUCCAACAUCAGCAGCUGCUUAUUCAGGUUAG